AUAACAUCACAACGCGCCGUGUAGAGGUUUGAGCUACGAUAAUGCGAAAAUGCCUUUUAAAUGUAUUAUGAGGCACUGUUUGUUAUACGUGUCCUUUGCCAUUUAAGGCGUACUGUGACGCUUUACCUGCUGUCCUUCUGCGCUAUGGAAAGGCGACGCUGUGACGGAGUGAUUCGCCGACUCACAGCGGAUUUCCGACAUUAAUGUAUUUCCCUGCUCAUUGUUCUUAUCGUCAUCCGUUUCAGAGCACUAAUAUCCGAUUAAUCGGACUUGAAAGAUGAAUCAUCAUGAAGGUAGACAGAAAGACGUCUCCGUUUGUCCAUAUUGCUAUCUCCGGCCAGUUUCUUGUGACAUUCAGCAUCUUUCUUCUUCAGCCGGUCACCGCCUUCCCAGAGGCUGCCAUAGCAGAGCAGUUUUGUAGAGACCCGGGUGUUCCAGAGCAUGGAAGCAGAACACCAAGUUCUGGUGUGUUCUUUGAGAACGCCGUGGCCAGAUUCUCUUGUAUAAAGGGAUACAGACUAAAAGGAGCAUCAAAGAUCACCUGCGUUUUAUUUCAUAAUGGAUCAAUGGGAUGGAGACCAAGCCUUAAACCAGUGUGCCUUCCAGAUGAAUGUCUUCCUCCAUAUAUUGAGGACGCUGAUGUUGCUAAUAAGACUUACAGGCCAGGGGAUAGCCUUAUUAUCAGAUGUCAUGAAGGAUUUCAAAUCCGCUAUCCUGAUACAGACAGCAUGGAAUCACUUUGCCAGGAGGAUGGAACGUGGGACAAUCAGCCCAUCUGUCAAGGUUGCCUGCGCCCUUUGAUUCCUCCUCACAGUUACAUGAACAUCUCUGAGACAGAGUUCUCCAUGCCUAUUGGAACAAUAGUACAUUACCAGUGUUUUCCAGGUUAUAAGCUAGAGGGUGCAGAAUUAUUGGAAUGCAUGUAUAGCCUCAUAUGGUCGGAUGUGCCACCCCGGUGCCUUGAUGUUGAAGCAUGUCCCUUACCUCCAAUGGUGAAGCAUGGAGAUUACAUAUGCCAUCCACAGCCAUGUAACCGCUAUAUCCAUGGGACUGUGGUGGAGUUCUACUGUGAUCCUGGCUAUUCUCUAGUGAAUGACUACAAAUACAUCACCUGUCAAUAUGGGCAGUGGUUUCCUCAGAUGCACAUCUACUGUGUUCAAGAUGAGACCACAUGGCCUGGCUUUCAGGAAUCUUUACUGCAUGCGUGGAAACCAGUGGCAUUCACUACCUCAAGUGUGCUGUUAGCCCUGUUUCUAGUCAUCAUAGCAAAGAUGUCCUACUGCAAAUGCAAGAGCAAUUGGAAUUCAAGUGAAGAACAAGAGGAUGCCAGGGGUCCAAAUGUCAUAAUAGUGGAUGGAGUUGCCAUAUCUCUACCUUCCUAUGAGGAGGCAGUCAGUGGUUCAUGCUACCAGCCUCCACAUGUGCUUCCCUCUGCUGGUCCAGGACCCACACAGACCUCAGAAGAAAAUGACCCUCCUUCAUAUCCAGGGCCCAUAGAAUGUCAGAAUGAUGCUCCAUUGGAUACUGGAGAUGCUGAGACAUGUGACAGCAUCUCAGAGCCAUCAGAGAGUCUACAAGCUAUGCAUCCAUCUUCUUCACAUGAUGUUGGGUUGAGCAAUGUUUCAGAGAAGACCAAUGUGAUCACCUCUAUGGAGGAAACUGCUUCCACGAGUCCCAGCAUAGAUAUUGCUGAUGAAAUUCCUCUUGUGGAUGGUGGUGAAGAGGACUUCUGAUACUGUGGACAUCCACUGUACAGUUUUAGAGUUUCUCAGUGCUGUAUUUAGAUGGUUCAGCACUCCACAUUGGUUUAACACAGACCCAUUCAUCUCUCUGACAGACGUGCUGUUAUUAUAGCCAACAUUUCAUUAACAAGGUGAUAAAGGCAAUAAUAUCAUAUGUUUAGUUUUUUGUGCUUGGAUCAUGGGGUAAAAAUACUAUGCAUUUGUAGUUUAACCAGUUUGUUUUAGUAUGAAUUUCACAUUGUUGGUUAAAUACAGCAGUUACCAAAGGAGAAAUCUCAUUUUACAUCUAGGGAUUAAAAUCAAAUUCUGCUUUUAAUCAGUCAAAUGUGUCUGGCUGGUCUUCACAUGCAAAAUAACAAGAGACGAUGAAAUAUAUUGCUU
Messenger RNA from Neoarius graeffei (lesser salmon catfish), 2123 nucleotides. It is a transcript of the gene susd4, whose product is annotated as sushi domain containing 4. NCBI's taxonomy places the organism in Eukaryota, Metazoa, Chordata, Actinopteri, Siluriformes, Ariidae. The record is from RefSeq and is a predicted model, not a curated record. The transcript is spliced from 8 exons. Gene Ontology annotation, biological process: negative regulation of complement activation, classical pathway; negative regulation of complement activation, alternative pathway. The coding region runs from base 288 to 1733 and encodes 481 amino acids.